This is a messenger RNA of Eptesicus fuscus (big brown bat), 1931 nucleotides long. RefSeq names its product GATA binding protein 4 (gene GATA4). Gene Ontology annotation, biological process: positive regulation of transcription by RNA polymerase II; cell fate commitment; negative regulation of transcription by RNA polymerase II. Lineage: Eukaryota; Metazoa; Chordata; Mammalia; Chiroptera; Vespertilionidae. Gene Ontology annotation, molecular function: zinc ion binding; RNA polymerase II cis-regulatory region sequence-specific DNA binding; DNA-binding transcription factor activity, RNA polymerase II-specific. The transcript has 6 exons. The record is from RefSeq and is a predicted model, not a curated record. The coding region runs from base 1 to 1332 and encodes 443 amino acids. Gene Ontology annotation, cellular component: nucleus.
AUGUACCAGAGCCUGGCCAUGGCCGCCAACCACGGCCCCCCUCCCGGGGCGUACGAGGCGGGCGGCCCCGGGGCCUUCAUGCACAGCGCGGGCGCCGCGUCCUCGCCCGUCUACGUGCCCACGCCGCGGGUGCCCUCCUCCGUGCUGGGCCUGUCCUACCUCCAGGGCGGAGGCGGGGGCGCCGCGUCCGGAGCCACCUCCGGCGGCAGCACGGGGGCGGCCCCGUCGGGCGCGGGGCCCGGGACCCAGCAGGGCAGCCCUGUUUGGAGCCAGGCGGGAGCCGAGGGAGCCGCCUACACCCCGCCGCCCGUGUCGCCGCGCUUCUCCUUCCCGGGCACCACCGGGUCCCUGGCGGCCGCCGCCGCCGCCGCCGCGGCCCGGGAAGCCGCCGCCUACAGCACCGGCGGCGGGGCGGCGGGCGCGGGCCUGGCCGGCCGCGAGCAGUACGGACGCGCCGGCUUCGCGGGCUCCUACUCCAGCCCGUACCCCGCCUACAUGGCCGACGUGGGGGCGUCUUGGGCCGCGGCCGCCGCCGCCUCCGCGGGUCCCUUCGACAGCCCGGUCCUGCACAGCCUGCCCGGCCGCGCCAACCCCGCCGCUCGACACCCCAACCUUGUAGAUAUGUUUGAUGACUUCUCGGAAGGCAGAGAGUGUGUCAACUGUGGGGCCAUGUCUACCCCACUCUGGAGGCGGGAUGGGACAGGGCACUACCUCUGCAACGCCUGUGGCCUUUACCACAAGAUGAACGGCAUCAACCGGCCCCUCAUCAAGCCCCAGCGCCGACUGUCCGCUUCCCGCCGAGUGGGCCUCUCCUGUGCCAACUGCCAGACCACCACCACCACGCUGUGGCGCCGCAACGCGGAGGGCGAGCCCGUGUGCAACGCCUGCGGCCUGUACAUGAAGCUCCACGGCGUUCCCAGGCCUCUUGCGAUGCGGAAAGAGGGGAUUCAAACCAGAAAACGGAAGCCCAAGAACCUUAAUAAAUCGAAGACACCAGCAGGUCCCUCGGGCAGCGAGAGCCUCCCUCCCACCAGCAGCGUUUCCAGCAACUCCAGCACCGCGACCACCAGCAGCAGCGAAGAGAUGCGCCCCAUCAAGACAGAGCCAGGGCUGGGGUCCCAUUACGGCCACAGCAGCUCCAUGUCCCAGACGUUCUCGGUCAGCGCCAUGUCCGGCCACGGGCCCUCCAUCCACCCGGUCCUCUCGUCCCUGAAGCUCUCCCCACAAGGCUAUGCAGCUUCGGUCAGCCAGUCACCGCAGGCCAGCUCCAAGCAGGACCCUUGGAACAGCCUGGCCUUGGCCGACAGUCACGGGGACAUAAUCACUGCAUAAUGUCACCUCCCUCCCUCCUCAGAUUCCUGCACAGACUUGGGACUUAGAGAACCGCAGAGGCGAGGACCGGCUCCCAGCAGCCAUCCUGCUCUGUCUGGGAAUGACUCCGGAACAACUGGGAAGAAACUUGAAGUCGAUGAUUUGGUUAGGGGAGUGGGUGUAGGAUUUCAUCAGAUGCCUCUUCAAGAUGAGGGGCUGGGACGAGCCCAGACUCUGAUCCAGACGCACCCACCCUUCACGAGGAGCACACUCAAGUCCCUUCCAUGGAGCUGGAGACUUCUUCCUCGUUCUCUGCCCCACUCCACCCUGACAAGAGAUGAGCUGUCCUUCUCUACCCUUCCAUCACUAUGGCCUGAGACGGUGGUUUUCCUCUGGUGAUCCGGCACCGGGAUCUGAGGGUGGGGAGAGGGGCAGGUGCUGGGACCCUGCUCCAGCCUGAGCCUUUCAAUGUGACAGGCCCCUCCAGGCAGCUCCUGCCCGUGCCCAACACUCCCCUUCGGGCUCAGCACACCCCUGCACCCCUCAGUACUGAAUCCUGACUCCAGGAACGGUGGGCACCGCCCGUGUUACUGGGUGCUCUGUGGGGAGACGGAGGAGAG